UAGAAAACCAUGAAAUAUAAGAGAUUAUACGACCAAAUCUAUUGAUGUAUUUUAGCUUCAGUGCAUAUUUCUUAAGUUUUUGGACGUGAGAGACUCUUUGAUUUCCUUGGCAAACCCCUCCACGGCCGAGCAGCGAUGCGGGGACUGUGGCUCUCUCUUCUGUCCGGCCUCUGCCUUUGCCUGGCUCUCCCCUGCAGCGCCGAGGAAGGUCUCGAGUUCCCCAACUUCGAUGGGAAGGACAGGGUUCUGGACGUCAACGAGCGCAACUUCAAGAAGGCUCUGAAGAGAUAUGACCUGCUGUGCCUGUUCUACCACGAACCUCUGCCGGCCAACAAAGGCCUGCAGAAGCGCUUCCAGAUGACGGAGCUGGUGCUGGAGCUUACGGCUCAAGUCCUGGAGAACAAGGACAUUGGAUUUGGGAUGGUGGACGCCCAGAAGGAUGCCAAAGUAGCUAAGAAACUGGGCCUGGAGGAGGUGGGCAGCGUGUACGUGUUCAAGGGCGACCGCGUGAUCGAGUUUGAUGGGGAGCUGUCAGCGGACACGCUGGUGGAGUUUCUGCUGGAUGUGCUGGAGGACCCAGUGGAGAUAAUCAAUAGCGCCAUGGAGCUGCGAGCCUUCGAGAGAAUGGAGGAAGACAUCCGUCUCAUCGGUUACUUUAAAGGAGAGGAUUCAUACUACAAAGCUUUUCAGGAGGCAUCAGAGAGGUUUCAGCCUUACAUCAAGUUUUUUGCUACAUUCGACAAAUCUGUAGCCAAACAUAUGUCCCUGAAGAUGAACGAGGUGAACUUCUACGAGCCCUUCAUGGAGGAGCCGGCCAUCCUGCCGGGCCGACCCUUGACAGAGAUGGACAUCGUUGACUUUGUCAACCAACACAGAAGGGCCACCUUGAGGAAACUGCGGGCAGAGAACAUGUUUGAGACAUGGGAGGAUGAUAUGGAUGGAAUACAUAUUGUUGCUUUUGCUGAAGAAGAGGAUCCAGAUGGCUAUGAGUUCCUGGAGAUCCUGAAGGAUGUGGCCAGAGACAACACCAACAAUCCAGAGCUCAGCAUCGUGUGGAUCGAUCCGGAUGACUUCCCCCUGCUGACCACCUACUGGGAAAAAACCUUCAAGCUGGACCUGUUUACUCCUCAGAUCGGCGUGGUGAACGUCACGGACGCCGACAGCGUUUGGAUGGACAUGUCCAACGACGAGGACCUCCCCACCGCCGAGGAGCUGGAGGACUGGAUCGAGGAUGUGCUGUCUGGAAGGGUGAACACCGAGGACGACGACGAGUUUGCUGACGACGGCGACGGAGACCACUACAUGACGGAGGACGGAGACGAGAGCCACGACUUGGAGGAAGAAGACGACAACGAAGAUUAAACUGUCAGGAGUUGGUGCUCAGACGUGAACAGCUGGAAAUAGUCAGAGCACUUUAUUAGCCUUUUAAAAACACCAGACUUAAGAAUGAAACUUAGUGUCUUUAAAAAUGUAUUAAGCGUAGACGAUAGUUGAAAUACAUAGACGUUAGUAUGUGUCAUCUACGGAAGAGUAUUAGGGCCAGGC
Messenger RNA from Cololabis saira (Pacific saury), 1545 nucleotides. RefSeq names its product calsequestrin-2-like. Lineage: Eukaryota; Metazoa; Chordata; Actinopteri; Beloniformes; Belonidae. The transcript is spliced from 11 exons. Gene Ontology annotation, cellular component: sarcoplasmic reticulum lumen. Gene Ontology annotation, biological process: regulation of cardiac muscle contraction by regulation of the release of sequestered calcium ion. Bases 136 to 1362 code for a protein of 408 amino acids. Gene Ontology annotation, molecular function: calcium ion binding. The record is from RefSeq and is a predicted model, not a curated record.